Molecule: messenger RNA, 461 nt
Organism: Paramecium octaurelia
Lineage: Eukaryota; Ciliophora; Oligohymenophorea; Peniculida; Parameciidae
Source: the annotation of a GenBank genome assembly
AGUGUAAAAUGAAUAUUAGGAUCAAUAUCAAAUAUUAAUUUAAAGAGAGAAAGAAACUAGAGAUGAUGAAAGCUUGAUGGUAUUGAUUUGAGGACAGUUUAGCCAUCUAGAUUUUUGAGAUAAAUGUUGAAAUUAUAUAGACUUUCGAUAAUCAGAUUCUUAGGAAUUGCUAAACGGAAUUAAUGCAAAAGUUCCGUAACACAAUGGGAGGUAAAGGAAAACAUUUAGGAAAGCGAUUGGAUUAUCGAAAAGGUUUCCCAAAAGAGGUUACCUCAAAAUUAUUGGAUGGUUGGAAAAUGAAACUUUGGAAGGAUGAUAUAUCUUAAAAUAUUGAUGAAAGAUACUUGAAAUACGGUGUUUUAGAAGAAAUUAGAGUAGGUAAAAACAAGAGAAUAUUAUUUUAAUAGAGAAGAGAAUUUGAAGAUAUGAAAGUGAGUAAGAAGUAAAGGGAAGAUAUCUGA